AUGCGAUCUAUCGUUGUUUUGUUUUUCAUUAUAUCCGUUUCAUCUGUACAAGGACAAACUACACAACUACCUAAUUAUUCAUGUAGUGAAAAUAAUGCUUCUAUUCAAUUUACAUUAUCUUCAUCAUCUCAUUCAGCUUUGAAUUCAGCAUCAAAUUGUUCUUUACAACAAUGUAAUACAAGCUUAAAUGGUAAUAAUAAUUGUCGUUCAUCAUCGACACCUUGUUUUGAUUAUCGAACAAUAAAUAAUAUAAGUUAUUGUGCACCUGGUAUUUUAUGUUCAAUAUUAGAAACAUGUAAUAAUAUCACACAAACAUGUUUAUCAAAUAAUUCAGUAUGUGUUAUUAAUUCAUGUUGUUCAUCGCAAGCUGUAUGUUUACCAUUCUUAGCAACACAAAUGUGUGAAAGAGGAUGGUUUUCUACUGCCAAUAUGACCAAUGCACGAGAGUAUCACACAGCAUCUGUAUUAACAGAUGGAAAAGUACUAGUUACAGGUGGAUUAGGCAUUGGUUUUAUUUUCUUAAAUAGUGCUGAGCUGUAUGAUCCAUCAACAGGUAUUUGGACAGUUACCGGUAACAUGACUAAUGCACGAUAUUAUCACACAGCAUCUUUAUUAUCAGAUGGAAAAGUAUUACUUGCUGGUGGUGCAGACAUUAGUCCUUUAAAUAGUGCUGAAUUGUAUGAUUCAUCAACAGGUACUUGGACAACCACUUUGAAUAUGACUGGUGCAAGGUAUUCUCAUACAGCAUCUGUAUUAACAAAUGGAAAAGUAUUAGUUACUGGUGGAUACAAUGGUAAUGUUGGCUUUUUUAAUAGUGCUCAAUUGUAUGAUCCAUCAACGGGUACUUGGACAGCUACUGGUAACAUGAAUAAUGCACGAGUUUCUCACACAGCAUCUAUAUUACCAAAUGGAAAAGUAUUAGUUAGUGGUGGUGCAGACAGUAGUCAUAUUGCUUUAAACAGUGCGGAAUUGUAUGAUCCAUCAACAGGCACUUGGGCAACUACUGGUAACAUGAAUAAUGCACGACGUUAUCACACAGGAUCUGUAUUAUCAAAUGGAAAAGUAUUAGUUACUGGUGGAUACAAUGGUGUUAGUGUUUUAAACAGUGCUGAAUUGUAUGAUCCAUCAACAGGCACUUGGACAACUACUAGUAACAUGAAUAAUGCACGAGAUUGGCACACAGUAUCUGUAUUAUCAAAUGGACAAGUAUUAGUUGCAGGUGGAUACAACGGUAAUAGUGCUGAGCUGUAUGAUCCAUCAACAAGUACCUGGACAAAUACUAAUAACAUGACGAAUGUACGAGCAUAUCACACAGCAUCUAUAUUAACAAGUGGAUUAGUAUUCGUUACUGGUGGAUCUGAUAAUAAUACUGGAUAUUUAAAUAGUGCUGAAUUAUAUUAA
This is a messenger RNA of Adineta steineri, 1401 nucleotides long. The record is from the annotation of a GenBank genome assembly. Lineage: Eukaryota; Metazoa; Rotifera; Eurotatoria; Adinetida; Adinetidae.